AUGGCUGUACGUACACAAUUUGAAAGUAGUAAUGAUAUAGGUGUUUUUGCUCGUUUAACAAAUGCUUAUUGUCUUGUUGGUAUUGGUGGUUCAGAAAAUUUCUAUUCAACAUUUGAAAGUGAACUUGGUGAUCAUAUUCCUGUUAUUCAUUCAUCAGUUGGUGAUUGUCGUAUUGUUGGUCGUUUAACAGUUGGUAAUCGUCAUGGUCUACUUGUACCAUCAUCAACAACUGAUCAAGAAUUACAACAUAUUCGUAAUUCUUUACCAGAUAAUGUACGUUUAAGACGUUGUGAAGAACGUUUAUCUGCAUUAGGAAAUGUUAUUGCAUGUAACGAUUAUGUUGCAUUAAUACAUCCUGAUUUAGAUAAAGAAACUGAACAAAUUUUAACUGAUACACUUAAUGUUGAAUGUUUUCGACAGACAAUAGCUGAUCGUGUACUUGUUGGAAGUUAUUCAAUGUUUACAAAUCAAGGUGGUCUUGUACAUCCAAAAACAUCUAUACAAGAACAAGAAGAAUUAUCAUCAUUAUUACAAGUACCACUUGUUGCUGGAACAAUUAAUCGUGGUAGUGAUGUUAUUGGUGCUGGACUUUUAGUUAAUGAUUGGAUUGGUUUUUGUGGAUUAGAUACAACAGCACAUGAAAUAAGUGUUAUUGAAAGUGUAUUUAAAUUAGGACAACAUAAUUUAAGUGGUUCUACAACAACAACAAGCAAUAAAACAAUAAAAGAUGCACUUCUUGAUGCGCUUACUUAA
Rotaria sordida is the source of this 753-nucleotide messenger RNA. The record is from the annotation of a GenBank genome assembly. NCBI's taxonomy places the organism in Eukaryota, Metazoa, Rotifera, Eurotatoria, Philodinida, Philodinidae.